Brettanomyces bruxellensis is the source of this 1320-nucleotide messenger RNA. RefSeq names its product translation initiation factor eIF4A (gene TIF1). The record is from RefSeq and is a predicted model, not a curated record. NCBI's taxonomy places the organism in Eukaryota, Fungi, Ascomycota, Pichiomycetes, Pichiales, Pichiaceae. The coding region runs from base 1 to 1320 and encodes 439 amino acids. Gene Ontology annotation, molecular function: ATP binding; RNA helicase activity; RNA binding. The transcript has a single exon.
AUGUCUAGUGAAGAAACAAAGGCUACUGAAGCUACUGCUACUCCCGUUACUGCUGCUGCUCCUUCUGCUGCUGCCGAUGCUCCUGCUCCUGCUGCUGAGAAAUCCGCCGAUGCUGCUGAGAAGAAGGAGGAGAAGGCUGCUGGUCCACAAAUCGAUGCCAAUGGUAUGCAGACCAACUACGACAAGAUCGCAUACAGCUUUGAUGAUUUGAAGUUGAAACCAGAGAUCUUGAGAGGCAUCUUCGCUUAUGGUUACGAACACCCAUCUGCCAUUCAGCAGAGAGCUAUUUUGCCAAUUAUUGAGGGUCGUGAUGUUCUUGCCCAAGCCCAGUCUGGUACUGGUAAGACUGCCACCUUCACCAUUGCUGCUUUGCAAAACAUUGAUGAGAAGAAGAAGGAGACCCAGGCUUUGAUUAUGGCUCCAACCAGAGAGUUGGCCCUUCAGAUCCAGAAGGUCGUUUUGGCCAUCGGAUUGCAUCUGAAUGUUUCUGUUCAUGCUUCUAUCGGUGGUAAGGCCGUUUCCGAGGAUAUUGAGGCUCUUAAGCAGGGUGCUCAGAUCGUUGUCGGUACCCCAGGUAGAGUUUAUGAUAUGAUUGAGAGAGGUUUCUUCAGAACCGAGGGUGUCAAGAUGUUCAUUAUGGAUGAGGCCGAUGAGAUGUUAUCUUCUGGUUUCAAGGAACAGAUUUACAACGUCUUCAAGUUCUUGCCUAAGGAAGUCCAGGUCGUUUUGUUGUCUGCUACUAUGCCUCAGGAUGUCUUGGAGGUUACUUCUACAUUCAUGAGAAACCCAAUUAGAAUUCUUGUGAAAAAGGACGAAUUGACCUUGGAAGGUAUCAAGCAGUACUUCGUCGAUGUUGAUGCCGAGCAGUAUAAGUUUGACUGCUUGUGCGAUUUGUACGAUGCUAUCUCCGUUACACAAGCCGUUAUUUUCUGUAACACUAGAAGAAAGGUUGAGGAGCUUACCCAAAAAUUGACUGAGAACAACUUCACUGUGUCCGCAAUUCACGCUGAUCUUACUCAGGAGGAGAGAGACACGAUCAUGACCGAGUUCAGAACUGGAUCUUCUAGAAUUUUAAUCUCCACUGACCUUUUGGCCAGAGGUAUCGAUGUUCAGCAGGUUUCUUUGGUUAUCAACUACGAUCUUCCAAAUAACAAGGAAAACUACAUUCACAGAAUUGGUAGAGGUGGUAGAUUUGGUCGUAAGGGUGUCGCUAUUAACCUUUUGACCAAGGAUGACAUUCCUGCUAUGAGAGAAAUUGAAAAGUUCUACUCUACCCAAGUUGUCGAGCUUCCAGCUAACAUCCGUGAGUUGUUCGACUAA